GAGAACCAACUGUAGUGAGUAGGCUCUGACUCAUUUUCUGGCACUGUUGGGUUGGAACAGACAAGGUACUGAGAGACAGCAACAGGUUCUGAAAGCAUUGUUUUAUUGGGUUCUUGGAUUCAUUUUCUAACUUUAUUUGUUACUCUGCAAGAUUUCUUUUCUUUUCUCCUUGGAUAUGCUUUACGGAAGUUAAAAAGUUUGUGGAUAUAUGCCGGAGAACCUUGAACUGGAUUUCUUCUUGUAGUGUUUUUGGUGGAUUAUGUAGAGGAGUGAGGAGACCUCAAGUGCCUUGUUUGUGUGUGUGAUACAGAAAAAAAAUAAACAUGACAACAGUUUGCAGUAAUUGGCUGAACAUAUUCUCGUGUAUGCGACAUACAGUUCCAAAAAAGCCAGCUAUCCACCCACAGGUUCAUCCAAACAAACGAGCGUUCGAUGCUAUAAUAGUAUGGAAGGGGAAAGGUGAAAAAGGUACCAAAGAGAGUUAUGGAGGUGUGGCUUAUGACUACAUCCUGAAGCCAGCCAUGGAAUCCUCAUAUAGACCUGUCUCACCACCCAAAGACAGACCACUCACACAUGAUCAAAUCGCCAGAAAGUUGAUGAAGGCUGAAGAAAGGAGACAGUCCAUAGAGGCGCAGAAAGUGGAAUUUGCCGCACGAGAGAAAACAAAAAUCCAGGAAGUAAUGUCAAAAUCAAUGGAACAGGAGGAGCAGUUUGCCAGAGCUGCACACGCCAAGCUUCGUAGGUCUAUGGAAAUCACAAAGGAAAACCGAAAACUCCAAAUCAUGGCUCUCCAGGAUAAGCUCCGGGAUCAUUUGGCCAGGGUGGAGGAAGUUUGUAAAAAUAGUGACAGUAUGGCCAAAGAUCUCAGCUUAAAAGAAAAAAUUGAUCAGAAACUUGAAGCAAAAGAGGAAAACCGUAAAGCUCAACUGCAAGCCUUGCUAGUCCGCCUCAAAGAUCACGCAAAACAUAUUGAGGAAGUUUGCAAGGCCAGUGAGAACAUCAACAAAGCACAGGAAGAGAAAAUGAUAAACAAGAUGGAAAAUGCUCUCAGGAACCGUGAAGAGCACUUGCGAGCACUGCAAGAUCGGCUCAAGGAACAUGAGCGUAAAAUUGAGGAGGUCAGAAGGAACAAGCUGAACUUACAGAUCACCAACUCUGAUUAAGGGGUGUAGCCCCUACCUAUCUACCCCGCCCUUUUACCCUGCCCUGUGUUCACCGUGUCGUCAAAUGCAAGGACCAAAAAAAAAACACAACAAUGUCUGCACAAUUUUAAGGAUUAUUUAUCUACACUGAACCAACUUUGUUUUUGUGAGAAAGUGUGAUUGUCAGUUUUCAUGUUGAUCUCCCUGUAUGUUUUGUUUACAUGGCAUGCAUUACCUCUUUACUCAAGUAUUUCCUCGGUUGAUUGGCAGCUUCUCCUGUUUUAAAUGUUUUGUUUUAUUUUCUCUGUUUAAUACUCUUUAUUUUUUUGUUUUGGAAAUAUACAAGUUAAACAACAUGCUAAUGUAUUUUUUGUACUUUGUUUAGUUUACAUUCCAUAUCAUUAAUUCAGGUAUUCACCAUUUGUAAAAGCUUUAAUUUACUAUACACUAUAGCAUUUAUAAUUCAGCACACGAGAUAUAUACGACUCGGUAUCAUAACCCCUUUAUCACAGUUUUACAUUAUUUAUUGUGAAAGCAUUUUCCCUCCAAAUAUUCAUUAUUGUCCAGUGCAAUGACAGUAUUUUUGGUUUUGAGUUGUGUUAAGAGCACUGAGUAUUAUAAGUGUGGUAUAUAAUCAAAUCACUGUUGUUAGUACUUAGUGAUGAUGUAGUUUGGUGUGAAUGAUAACUUUCCUUUGGAGAAACAUAAGGAGCCAGAAGAGAAAAGUCUUUAAAAACGAGUUACUGAGAGUAUCAUUAUAUAUCUGAACACUUGCAUAGUUUUACCAGAAUUCUCUUCAUUCUUCAAAGAAUUAUUUUCUGUCUUUAUAUAGUAAAACACAACACAUAUGUAGAGAAUCGAACACAUUCUGAAACUGAUAAUAUAGACAAUAUAAAUUCUUACCUAACGUUGUCCUGUGUUUGUUCUGGGAGAUUCAACAAAAUGGAUGUGUUCAUUGUUUGCGACUAUGCAAUUCUGGAAGUCUGACCAAGAUUUCAGUCAUACUGGUACAGAAAGUUUGAAAGCAAAGUCUGUUACUCAUUUUUUUAAAAAGAUCUAUUUUUGUUUGAGAGGUCUUGUGAAUUCCAUGUAUCUGUUACCUGUUUGGCGUGUAGAAUGUCAAAAUUGUUAUUCUUAAGAAAAUGUUUGGUUGCAAUUUUUGUUACAGUAUAAAUGAAACUUACAAUCAUAGACCUUCUCGGAAAGGAUGUAACGUUUGUAAAUAGAUGUAUUAGUAUGAAUAUCAUAGACUUGCUACCCAGUAGUUGUCACCGGGGGUAUGGAAUUACCAACAGAGUGUGGGUAGGCCUAAUUAAUGUCACCAAGUUUUAGUCAGUUACAUCUCAUUAGAAAUGACACAUUUUAGUGUGUUGUAGUAAAAUAGCUUCAGACAAAAGUAAAGAUUGAAUUGUUAAAAAGUUUUUCAGGCAAUGGUGAACAAGAUUGAUCUGAGAAAAGACACUUGAGUUUAGGAAAACCCUCCUUUUUAAGACCAGUGUUUGGUGGUUUACAGAGAUGCUCAAGUCCUGAAUCUGUAAAUAGCUGUAUACAAGUACAUGUAACAAGUAGUAGCUUAGUGUCUGGUAGUAAAACUUUUGUAGGUUUGUUUGCACCCAGCAAUGCAUACCAGUUUGUACAUUUAAAAUCUCCAUAUAGACAAAAUCCUAGAUUAGAUUGUUAAUCAUAAAGAUGAAUGGUGCUUUUGCUGUGUACAGUGCAAAAAAGUAUGGACAUAACUCCAUUCUGUUAAAACAGACAAAAAAUAACAUCAUAAAAUGAGAGCAAGUUUGUUUGUUAAGUGAAAAUAAUUCUGCACAGUGUGCAAAAACUGCAUGCAAAUUAUGCUUUAUAACGAGUAUUAUUGUCACCAGCUCUUGUGUUGGAAUGAUUAUCACCCUGUACAAGUGUAGUGCUACUGUUCAGUGCUGUUCUUAUACUAUGUGCAAGUUGGUGUUUGGGACCAAAACAAACCAUGACUGCCAUGCGUGUUAAUACUGUGUGUCAACACUGUAAUGUAUCAUGUAAUCUUCAUAUUCCAUGUGAAAGUAUCAAAGUUCAUAGGUAUUGUUUUGUGUGCGACUUCAAAUUGCCAAGUUCUUAUACUGUACUUUGUCAAAUUUUUGUGCCAUUCUUGGUAAGAAAUUGUCAAGUUGAUGGAAGAUUUGUAGACAUAUAUAUAUAUUAUUACCAUGUUUCUUCAUCAGUAUAGCUUAAUUGUGACAAUUUUGCUUCCAAUUUUACAUUUAAACUUCAUGCAGAAUUCAUCUUGUAUACAUGUAUGUACAUAAUAAUGAGCUUAUAUUAAAUACUAGAUUGAUAGUAGAAAGCUAUCUUAGAAAACAUGUAUCAUUGAGUGUUCCCAGUAUCAUCCUGUCGCUUUUCUAGCCAAUUUGUCUUCAUUCAAUUAACCUUUAAUAUUAAUUAUCUUCUAGUCAAAUCCAUGUUCACUAACUUCGUUUGUUCCGACAAUCUGGAGGAUUUCUGUUUCAUAUGAUGAACUUUGUGUUGUCGGUGUAGCUUCAGUUACAUGGAAUUUUCCCAAAGCACAAGUUUUUUGUUGGACUAUACAUAACACUGUGUUGUGGGGAAAUUGCUUUCAAGUUGAAAGCCCCAUUAGCUACAUCCAUGGCAGUAAGUCAGAUGUUAUAAAAGUAUUAUAAGAUUUGGCCACAGGGAGUUGACAAGUAUGCUUUAUAGCAACACAAGUUGAGCUGACAGAAUGAAACCACCCGAUGGCUCUAUUCAGAUUUGUCCUGUUCCAAGUCAUUGUUAUAUGGCAUGCAACUGUGUGUCAUCAAUCUAAGGCUGGUAAUAACAGCCCUAUGUACACCAAUAGAUAAGUCCUGUGUACACUAAAAUGUACAAUUAUUUAGCUUUUGUAUGUUUGUAUUUUUUGCGAAAGUUAUCUCCUUUUUUUUCUGUAAUGAUCAAUAAAACGCUUGGUUUA
Messenger RNA from Pecten maximus, 4089 nucleotides. Its product is annotated as stathmin-like. Gene Ontology annotation, molecular function: tubulin binding. The record is from RefSeq and is a predicted model, not a curated record. Gene Ontology annotation, biological process: regulation of microtubule polymerization or depolymerization; microtubule depolymerization; neuron projection development. The transcript is spliced from 8 exons. Lineage: Eukaryota; Metazoa; Mollusca; Bivalvia; Pectinida; Pectinidae. Gene Ontology annotation, cellular component: neuron projection; cytoplasm. The coding region runs from base 324 to 1163 and encodes 279 amino acids.